Molecule: messenger RNA, 1902 nt
Organism: Exophiala bonariae
Lineage: Eukaryota; Fungi; Ascomycota; Eurotiomycetes; Chaetothyriales; Herpotrichiellaceae
Exons: 3
Coding region: 1-1902 (633 amino acids)
Biological process (GO): transmembrane transport
Cellular component (GO): plasma membrane
Molecular function (GO): transmembrane transporter activity
Source: RefSeq, a predicted model, not a curated record
AUGGGAUUGUUCGAUAAGAAGUCGAUCGAUACCCUGGGCGCGCCUGAAAUGAAUACGAACCUCAAGUCUGGCACAACCACCGUCGUCCCAAGCCAGAAUGUCUCCAGUACAGAUCUGGAGAAGCAUUCACAAUUGGGAGACACCAAAGAAGAAAAGGACUCAUCGACGGCGUCGACAGACGGAGAGAAAUCCCUCCAGACAGAUCAGCCUUCUAAAUCAAUGGACGAGAAGUUAGGAACCACCCUAAUCAACGCACCGCCCGCCAUCUCCGCCAUCUCAGGUAGCAAAGCAUCAUCCAUUGUGGAAAUCAAAAAUGAAGAGGUUCGCGCGAACCCUGCCGCCCCUGACGAGGAUGAAAUCGUGUAUCCAAGCGGGCUCAAGUUGGCUUUGAUCACACUCGCGCUGUGCUUGGCCGUCUUUCUUGUUGCUCUCGACAACACCAUCAUUGCGACCGCCAUCCCCAAAAUCACAGAUCGUUUCAACUCUUUGGGUGAUGUUGGAUGGUAUGGCUCCUCUUAUCUGCUCACCACGUGCGCUUUACAACUCUUUUUUGGAAAAUUGUACACCUUCUACCCCAUCAAGACUGUGUUUCUAGCCUCCAUUGGGGUUUUCGAAGUUGGCUCUGCCAUUUGCGGAGCUGCUCCUACGUCCGCUGCCCUAAUUGUUGGUCGUGCCAUCGCUGGAGUCGGCUCAGCUGGUAUCUUUUCUGGCGGUCUUAUCAUCAUCGCCUAUACGGUCCCUCUCAUCAAGCGUCCAAUCUAUACCGGAGUAGUAGGGGCCAUGUACGGAAUUGCCUCUAUUGCCGGUCCUCUCCUCGGUGGUGUUUUCACAGAUAAGGUCAGCUGGCGCUGGUGCUUCUACAUCAACCUUCCCAUCGGAGCUGUCACGGUAGCUGUCAUCAUCUUCUUCUUCCAUUCACCCGCUCGCAAGGCUGAAACCAAGGUCCCUCUCAAGGAGCGAGCACAUCAACUCGACCUCGGCGGAACCAGUCUCUUCAUAGUUGACAUCGUGGUCUGUCUCCUUGCCCUUCAGUGGGGAGGCUCCAAGUAUCCUUGGUCGAACUGGCGAAUCAUUUUACUUCUAACGCUCUUCGGUGUAUUGACCAUCGUGUUCGUGAUAACUCAAUAUUUCAUGAAAGAACACGCCACUAUCCCUUUCCACAUCAUUAGCCGUCGCAACGUUGCCGCGGCGUGUUGGUUUGCAUUUUGUCUCGGGGGAGCUUUCUUCGUCUUGGUAUACUGGCUACCAAUCUGGUUUCAAGCCAUCAAAGGUGCAUCGGCAUUCAAGUCUGGAAUCAUGUGUAUUCCAAUGGUGCUGUCUCUCGUUAUUGCGAAUGUGAUCUCGGGGAUCGGCACCACCGUCGUCGGCUACUACGCCCCAUUCUACUUCGCAGGACUCGUGUUCUCCUCGAUUGGCGCGGGGCUCCUCAGCACGAUGGACACUGCGACCGGCCAUGAGAAGUGGAUCGGAUACCAGGUCAUCUACGGAUUCGGCAUUGGUUUCGGCAUGCAACAACCACUCAUCACCAUUCAAACCGUGUUACCACUCAAGGACAUUCCCACUGGGACUGCGUUGGUCAUGUUCGUCCAAACAUUCGGCGGUGCUUUGUUCGUCUCAGUCGCCCAGAACAUCUUCAACAACCGCCUCAUCAGCGAAUUGCCCAAGCAAGCUCCCGGGGUCAACCCCGAGAUCAUCCUGCACACCGGCGCCACCAGUCUGGCGACCAGUCUCCCCGCGAACCUUCUGGCCGGUGUCAAAGAAGCAUACAAUACGGCAUUGACCGAGACCUUCUACAUUGCGGUGGCCAUGGCCUGUCUCAUGAUCUUCGCUGCGGUUUUUAUCGAGUGGAAGUCCAUCAAGGCCAAGAAGCCUGAAGACACUGAAACUGCACCGCCUGCUUAA